AUGUACCAUUUUCAUCGCUCAAAUACAUCAUCUGCACCACCACUUCAGUUCUAUGGUCCAAGUGUAUGGUGGUAUACAGAUUGGACAUCUUUCACGCGGCAUCGACUUAUUGAAUCAAUCAAUAUUGGUCUUCAAUGGCGUCGACAAGAGAUCGAUAAGGCCGACGGAGCACCCAUUGCCAACUUAUGGACCACUAGUCACGAUCUCUUCACUGUUCUUCAAGGUCGUCAGAAUAUUAAUCCGAUUCUAUAUCACAAACUAUUCUAUCCAAUGUUUAUACAACAUUUGAAACAGCGGCAUGGUUCCCAACAAUUAGUGAGAACUCUUGAUGAGAUGGCUGAACAACUGAUCGCAUAA
This is a messenger RNA of Rotaria sp. Silwood1, 357 nucleotides long. NCBI's taxonomy places the organism in Eukaryota, Metazoa, Rotifera, Eurotatoria, Philodinida, Philodinidae. The record is from the annotation of a GenBank genome assembly.